Molecule: messenger RNA, 5052 nt
Organism: Malassezia restricta
Lineage: Eukaryota; Fungi; Basidiomycota; Malasseziomycetes; Malasseziales; Malasseziaceae
Exons: 1
Coding region: 1-5052 (1683 amino acids)
Source: RefSeq, a predicted model, not a curated record
AUGGACACUGAUACUCCUGGUAUCGGGAUCAACGAGUUCCAGCACGACGUAGCGUCGCAGCAUAUGCGUGAACGGGAAAUCCUAGAGCACAAUGAGCGUGCCAUGUGGAUUUCUCCGGCAGAGGAGGCAGACCCUCCGCUUCCGCCUGAUGCCUUGAUCAAUGUCCGGCGUGCAAAAAACCGUUUGAUCGAAAGCAGCCUUCCUAUCGGCACAUUGAAACUGGACUUUUGUCCAAGUAUUGAUGACGCUGACGCUCUGGAGCCUGGAGCCAUGAAGGAGAACACAGACGUUGUGUCGAGACGCGAGUCGCAGUCCCUUCACUCUGAUAUUGCUCUGGAAGAGGAUGCAUCUCCCGUGUUUGAUAUGCGCCGAUGGCCACUUGCUUCUCCUCCGCCGCAACACUCGCCUCGAGUCCAGUCUCGCGGAGAUAUGCCGCCGCUGCCGCCAGAUGCUGCUUUGCAUGUAGCCAUCGCCAAGGGGCGCGUGGCUAAGGACAAGUCGAGCAUAAAGCGUGUCUCUGACUCUAUGGAGGAUGAUGUGGUGCCCAAUCCUGUGCAUGAUCGCCCCCGUAUGCCUCAUUCGGCCAUCCGGCGAACACGACCCUGGCCAACAUCGACGUUCUCGCAGCAUUCUCAUCGCAGCUAUUCACCCGAUGAUGAUGAGCUUCAAAGUGAUUAUGACCCACCAUCUCUCCGUCGCACAGUAUCCACUGUCACCAUCGUGCGCAAGACAUCGACCCGGCCCGAUAUCGACAGGCUUCCCAAGAUGCCGCCGCCUCGUCCUAAACCCCAGACCAUGGCGCCGCCGCCUCGUCCUGUCGAGCCUGUAUCUUCAACGGAAAAUGACUGGUCCACGACUUUUGAUUCCCUGGAUGCAUUCGAGCCCAGCUCGCUCGACUUACUAGGUGAACCAAAACAGAUGAAGCCAACAAGUCGGUCUCUUCCUCGGACCACAAGGCCAGACUCAUCGACGUCCACAACUCAAAUGAGCCAAGAAGAUGACUCAGUAGAGUCUGCGUUCGAAGCGCCCCUCAAGGUGCCACCGACGCCUAGAGAACCAAACAAGACUUCGAUUCGGUUGCUCUCUCACAAUUCCUUGAGCCCAGAGCCUUUAUCACCGUCAUCCAGCGUUCAUCGGUCCAUGAUGAUGCGCGCGCCACUAACACCGUCGUACCCGCUUCGUGAUUCGCCGCGCUCAUCCGAGCCUACCACUGUGCGCUCCUCGACACAAACGGUGUUGGCCCGAGAUAUGCGUGAGAUCAACGACGUCCACAGUACGCCGUCGACGCCAGCCCCGGCUCACAGUCGAGCUGCUCUGCUUAUGACAGAUUCCACGCCUGUCUCAUCAUCUUUCUCUAUGCCGUCGGCACCAACGCAAUCCAUGCCGAAUCUGUCCAGCUCGUCAGCCACAUCACCACGGUCAUCGUCACCGAGAACACAGUUGCCGUCUACGGCGCAUGUUUCACCCCCACCCCCACCGUCAUGGGCAUCUACCCCGCCGUCAGGAUCCCCUCCCGCAUCACCGCCCAUCGUGCAAGGGCCGGCCCCGUAUCCUGGCUCUUACCUCUCGCUCAUGGAGCGCGUGAAGAUGGCAAGCAGCAUGAAUGCCUCCACGCGUCAUUUAGCCGCACGAGGCGUCCCCAUGUAUGGGUCUGGAAUGGAUGAUUAUGUGCAAACCAACCAAGUCUUGACAUCACCGGCUCCUGCAGAGAUCUACUCUACGGGUGCAAACGUGGAUGAGCCUGAAGAGCAUCCUGUCGGACAGUCCAAGACGAACGAAUCGGAAGCGCCCACAGUGCCAUCUAAAGACUCCGUAUGGCUCUCUGAUUCAGGAGAGGGUCUUGGCGCCACGGUACCGCCUGCGUCAGGUCCUGUGCAGACCAUGCCUACCAUGGCAUCCACACCUUCACAACCACGCUCUGUGCCAGUCUCAGCAUCUAAUACAUUUGCCAUGCCUUCUUCGUCGGCCGCAGAGGCGCCGCCGCCGCCAUCUAUGACAGGACACGAGCCUGCUGAACCUCAGCCUCAGGGUGCAAAGCUGCCACAACCCUUACCAGCAUCAGAAGCACCCAUGCGGACCUCGGAGCCACCACAGUUCUCGUGGAAUAUUAUGCCCGUGUGGCCUUCGGCGGCCGUAGACACGGCGAAACAGGGUAUCCCGGAAGAAGUAUCCAUGGCUGAUACAAGCUCAGCUACGAUGUUUGUGCGCUCAGACUCAGAACUGCCUACGGAGGCUAUGCGUGAUAUGAACUUGGUGCAAGAGACCAACGAACAGGCGCCGCCGGCACAUGUCAGCGAGCCGAAACCGCUCGACCCAUCGGAGCGUGAGGAGCAGCCCAGUUUGGAUGAGGUGGCCUGGUCUUUGCUGAGACAACCAAACCCCGAAACCCCCCUUACACAAUCGUUGCCUGGCGCGAUGCCAUCAUCCGAACAGCAUGAGCGACCAGAAUCGAACCCAUUUCGUCAGCUGCAGUCCAGCCGCGAUCACAGUUUGGCACCAGAGGCGGAUCUGGAAUCGGAUGCCCGGAGCAGCUUGUACACGGACGUACGGACUGCGCAAAUGAUGCGGAACUCGGCUGAUGCGCCGUUGGCUCAGUCUGACGUGAAUGAGAAUGCAAACGCGGUCUGGGUCAAGGCCUCUGCCCAUGACAUGAGAGAGACGCUGCAUCUUGUGUCCUCGAAAUCCGAGGCGAAUGUGAGAAUGAACAAGGACACACCGGCUCUGGCGUCAAAUUACAAGCGCGAUGAGUAUACGCAUGCGGCACCACUGCUUGUGGAUGACCUCGCCCCAACACCUCGGCCUUCUCACUCUGUUCUCGGAGCGCAGACGCCUGACAAUGAGCGCUGGACGCAGUCGGCUGCCAAAGCGACACCACCGCCUGCGUCGCCUCUGCCAUCGGUGCCCAUCGUGCGCAACAUAUCUCAUACGCCGAUGUCUACGCCUAUGACAUCAUCAGUGCCACCAGAACCUCAAUCGGAAUUUCUGAUCGAUCGGCGCUCCAAAACGCCCGUCAAUGCUUCAGAUUCGCUUUCAUGGACACGUCCUUCUCACGCUGGUCAGCUGAGUCCCCCCAUUCCUCAAGCUCCGGGUUCUCCGCUCCUAAGUAUGCUGGGCUCACCCACCAAUACACAUUAUCCAUCAGCCGUCUCACCCACGUCUCAGCGGGCCUUUUCACCCUUGACGUUCGAUUCCCCUCGUGUCCCAUCAAAGAAGUUGACAUACCCGCCAGGCACGCCUGUUGCUGCUGCGUCGCCAAAGGCAGCGCUUCCCGAAUCAAUCAAGAAUGUGGAAACGCCGCCCAUUUCUACCAUGCCCGAUGGCGCUUCGCCGAAAAGUGUGUUCUCUACGCCGUACAGGACAGGGUCAAGCAGUUUUCGCAAGCAAGGAGUGGCGACGCCGUUCGAACCAUCCACGCCGCCCAUGCCUAUUCGAGCGGCGCGGAACCAUCUUGCACCUUCCUCGUUGACGGAUUCUCCUGCGCCUCAGCAGCAGACGGCUCAUCCACCUAUUUUGAUGCCUGGUGGCGUGAAAGACCUGUCUGACCCCUUGUCAGAUUCCUCGCCGCCCCCUGUACAGUUCUACGAAGGAAUAGAGCGCAAGAUCAGCAAGAUCCGUGCUCGCGCGCAUUCACCGAGUCAGUAUCCAGGCUUGCAGCCACAGCACAGUCAUGUGGCGCCAUUCGAACUGCAGAACCGGUCGCUCGUCUUCCCGGCAGGCGUUGACCCUCGAAACCCGGGCAGUGGCUUCUGCGUUGAAUGCAUGAUGCGAGAUGAAGAUAUGGCCGAUGUUACUGUGAUGGAUUCAGACGUGUGGGAACGCGCGAGUGAUGCCGACUUUUACGAAGCGAUGAAGGUGGAGGAAUCCAUACGGGCCAGGAACAAGGAUCCGAUGCAGAUGCCCGAAUUCUUGUCGUUGGCUGUGGCUGGCACUCAAAGCAUAAGCCCCAGCACAGAGCUCACACAAGGCAACCUUCGUGAACACACAACGACAUCACGGUUGUCUCCUGCGACCAAGGCACGCUCAAUCUUUAUGUUUGUGUCACAGCAACGUCAUAUUCUUGGGCUGGAGGCGGACGAUGCUGCAACUCCUUCCACUUCGUCGCCAUCACGAUCGCAAAGUGCACUGCCUGUGAUGCCAGCGACAACGGCGCGCCGUGCCGCGCCCCAGUCACCGCGCACGGCACUUGAUAAGAGUGAAGCACGCAGCAUCACAGGCGCCAGCGAUGCCCGCAGCGAGCAGCCCGGACGAAGGCGCAAGUCUUCAGAGACUGUGCGCCGCGCUCGAAGCACGGGCCGAUCCCAGCCUGCCUCGCCAGAAACGGAUCUUCGAUCGUCAAGUCGCACGUCAGGACGUUCAACACCCGUGCGCUCGCCUAGAAAGCGCGCCAUGCAAGCUGUCGUCGCGCCCACGAUGCGUGGCGAGGCUCCAGAUGCAGAAGCAGAUUCGCGAAUAGAGGUGGGAGACGAGUCUAUGACGUCCACUCGCGCCGCUACGCCACCUCGCUCGCCCUCAGGCCCAUCAGGCUCAACGCGAUCUAUGCGUCGACCCACGGGACGCAGUGCAUCGCGCCCCGAUGUCCCCAAGCAGCAAGGUAGGCCUGCGACGCCGCCUAUGCCUUCACCGUCCGCCGACGAAUUUGCACCUAAAGUGCUGGCUGGUUUCCCGCGCCUCACGAGUACCCAGUCCCCACAAUAUGGCCCUGAUAUGAGCAUGAACUCGACGAAUGCAUCUGGCGCUGACGAUACUGCUAUGAGUGUCAAUCCCGAAAUGGACGAUGAAACAGACGUCUUGCGCCGAAAGUCGUCUCAGGGUCAUUCAUUGCGUGGACUUUUCCGCAAGAUGGCUCAUCGAGGAGAUGACGCAGAGAGUAUGCAUUCACGCAAGAAGCGAUCAUCCGAAUACGCUCCCGAUGUGUCAUUCGAAGAUGAUGGUCAAAAAUCGUUCUGGAAACGAUUGACACGUUCGCCCAAAUCGACAUCUUCCCACAAAUCCGUCAAGCCCAGCUCCACGCCACCCCCACCCGUUCCGCGUCUGCCAACGAGUGAAGCAUAG